GGGCGAUAAAAACAGCCGUUCAAGUGGUUCACUCCUUGGGUGCUUACUCAACGUACUGUUAACGCUCUCCGAGCGAACGCUGCCUUUUUUCUCCUUCGCCAACGAGUCACCCUCCGUCUGUCACGUUGAACCUCUAUGCAUAACUGCAACGGCAAUUCCUACUGUGGUGACAGAGCUCUACCGUUUCGCUUUUACUGACUAGCAAAAACAUUAAAGGGAGCAGAUAUCGAAGCACCGUUCGUUUCUGUUCCGUUGAUCUCUUUCCUGCCUCGGGCAGAGCUACAGCUUCACCAACCCGCACGUGUUACACAUAUACAUUUCUCAUUUUCACCUUUUCCCAGGUUACUACCGUCGAAGCCGUUGGAGCGUUUUCACGCACCCAUUUUUUUCAUCUUCUAGGCAUCACUGUUUCUCUUUUCUGCUCCCUUUUUUAGAGACACAAUUGAAAAACCUUCUAGCAUUACCGUUUGCACUACUCGUGUUGUUAUAUUGACAAACUUGGUGUGCGUGCCGUUGCGCAGCAGCCGCCUUUGAUUAUCUUUUUGUAAUUCGUGCUCUGCUCCUUGAGCUCCCUCGUAGCGAAGAUGUUCCGCGGUUACUCUCGCCGCUUGCUGGUGAAGGUGCCAUUCUCCUCGCUGUUCGAGCACAACUACGUGCUGCGCCGCGUGUUCGAGGCGCCGCCGGGCAAGGUGGCGCUGGCGGAGGAGUUCGCGGGCCGUGCGACGGCGCAGUUCACGUACGGGGAGCUGCAGCGCGACGUGGUUGCGAUGGCGGACGUGCUGGUGCGGCGCAGGGAGGCCGUUGCGCAGGCGCGCGGCGGGGCGUCGCUGGAGUGGGUGCAGCCGAGCAGGCCUGCCCACGUGCGGAGCGUGUUUGCGCAGGGUGAGCGGACCCCGAGCUGCGACGUGAUGAAGGAUGUUGGGUUCUACACGACGUCGGUGCUCGGCGGCCCCGGGUACACGUACGUUGUGUCGCUGCUUGCGAGCUGGUCGCUGAACCAGCUGGCGACGCCGAUGUCUGUGUCGCAGCGCUACAACGACGAGCUGAUGUACGUGCUGGAGCACAGUGGGAGCAGCAGCGUGGUGGGCGAGACGCAUCUGCUCAAGGAGAAGCUGCCGGCGGCGUACGAGAAGCUGUACGUGCGUGGCGAGGCGGACGUUGACAUAAUUGCUAGCAAACUGCCCUCGUAUGAUGACGAGGGAAAGACGUCGAGAGUGAUGUCGAACACUUACCUCGUAGACACCGUCUUUGACGCAACGAAGCUGCUCCAAGAGUUCCGUGCUCGACGAGAGAUGCGAGGCACGUCAGCGUUGGAGGUGGAGUUGCUCCAUCCAGCCGACAGUGCGUGUGAGCCCUUCAAAACAGCCGAAGACGUCGUACGACGCUUAAAUGACGAGAGGACCGCUGCGAAGGCACGGGAGCUGGACCGACAAGCGGAAAUUAUUCAGCAGGAGCACUCGGCCCGCAACAAGACUCCCACAAAUCUGGAGCCGACUACGGAUGAGACAUUUUGCUUUGAUACUAAGGACCUGGACAAACUGAACCCACUGUUUCGUCGCUGGUACGAGGACCCCGCGAGCCAGCCAACCAAGUACGACGACUGCCUGAUGGUCUACACCUCCGGCACCACUGCCCGCCCUAAGGGCACGGUGCACACGCACGCGAGUGUGGCGAACAUGGUGAAGGUGUUGCAGGACGCGUGGGAGUGGAAGGACAGCGACAGCAUUCUGCACGUGCUGCCCGUGCACCACAUCCACGGUCUGGUGAACAUUCUGUUCUGCUCUUUAGCCUCCAACGCGCGGUGUGUGUUCACCAAGUUCGACGAUGCGAGCCGUGUCGCACACCGUAUGGAGCGGGGCGACAUCACGCUGUUCAUGGCGGUGCCGACCAUCUACACGAAGCUGAUCGACGCGGUGACGCGCAAGUUCAGUCCCAUUGAGAAGACGGGGUUCCGCAAGGCGUGCGUGGAGCACGUGCGCCUGAUGGUCUCUGGCAGCGCGGCGCUGCCGGUUCCCACGCUGAACCAGUUCCGCGAGCUGUCUGGGCACACGCUGCUGGAGCGCUACGGCAUGACGGAGAUCGGCAUGGCGCUGAGCCAGCCGCUGCGACCGGUGGAGGAGCGGCAUCCCGGCACCGUUGGCUCGCCGCUGCCGACGGUGGAGGCGUACGUGCACAAGCCGGAGACGGAGGAGGCUGCGGAGCAGGCGGAGGCGAAGGAGUCGCAGUACGACGAGGUGGGCAGCCUCGCCAUCGCGUCCGAGUCGCUGUUCGACCGCUACUGGCGCAACCCUGCUGCGACGAAGAAGGAGCUGCGGACGGACGCUGCGGGGACGCGCUUCUUCGACACGGGCGACACGGUGGGUGUGCGGCGCGCCGCUGGCAAGCCUGCUGUGUACACGAUCCUUGGGCGGUCGAGUGUGGACAUCCUGAAGACGCGCGGGUACAAGCUGUCUGCGCUGGAGAUCGAGGCGGCGCUGCUGGCGCACAAGGACCUGUUCUACGAAAUGGCUGUUGUGGGCACCGCGGACGAUGUGCUUGGGGAAAAGGUCGUUGCGGUGGUUGCGAUGCAGCCGGAGGCCGCGAAGGCGCGCGGGAUCGCGUUCAGCGAGAGCGUGCGGUGGUACGAGUCGGAGGGGCUGACUGCUGAGCUGAAGAAGGUUGCGCUGGAGACGCUCGCGCCGUACAAGUGCCCGUCGCGGUACAUCAUUGUGCCUGAGAUCCCUCGCAACCCGACCGGCAAGGUGAACAAGAAGGAUCUGAAAAAAGUACUUCACUUGAAGUAG
Messenger RNA from Leptomonas pyrrhocoris, 2783 nucleotides. Its product is annotated as putative long-chain-fatty-acid-coA ligase proteinputative. Gene Ontology annotation, biological process: fatty acid metabolic process. Bases 585 to 2783 code for a protein of 732 amino acids. NCBI's taxonomy places the organism in Eukaryota, Euglenozoa, Kinetoplastea, Trypanosomatida, Trypanosomatidae. Gene Ontology annotation, molecular function: medium-chain fatty acid-CoA ligase activity. The record is from RefSeq and is a predicted model, not a curated record. The transcript has a single exon.